CCGGAAACCCGCGGCCCCGUGACUGCGCAGCGCUGAGCGGAGCCGCCACCGGCCCGGGCCCGGUCGGCAUUCGUCGCCGCGGCAGGAUGAAGCUGCGGCAGGUCUCCGACUUGAGUGACUUCAGCCGAGGCCACUGGCUGCGGGAGUUGCUGUGCCGCAGAGGAGAGCCCAACCACGUCCAGUCCAGCCCCGACGGGCAGCAUCUGCUGCUCCUGCAGAAGAGCCGGCCGCCCACCCUGCCGCGGGUGGUGGCCUUCCAGCGCCACAGCAUCGCCGGAGCCGACCUGGAGAGGAGCUGGCAGCCGCCCCAGCCGGCCCUUGUGGGACUGCUCUUCCUGCAGAGCCCUCUGGUACCGGGCUCCUGGGUACUGGCCGUGGUGUGGGAGCAUGGCCGGACCGAGGUCUGGCACUUUGUGGCGGCCGUGGGCUGGCAGCUGCUGCAGACGCUGGAGCUGUGCCAGGGUGCCCGGGCACGAGUCGUCUCCGUGUGCAGCCAGGGAGCCAGCCUGGUGUGGUGUGAGGAGAGGCCGCCGCUGGGUGCUCACUCGGACAUGAGCAAGUGUGCCUUCAGGUUCUGUGUCUGUGCCCGAGCUCUGGAGGUGGGGGAGCAAGGCGUGCGGCUGGGCGCUGUGAGGAUAGUCCUGCACAACAGCCCCGAGUACCAGGUGCUGGCCUCUCCCCAGCACGUCUUCCUCGUGCCUGUUGCUACCGGCUUUGCCACCACUUCCAAAUUCCUCCUCAUCUGGCAUCCGGAGAAGGCAGAGUUCACCAUCACAGCCCCCUCUGCAGGCUUCGUCUGCAGCAAAGUGCUGCGCUCCAGCAGCGAGUCAGACUUUAGGAAGCUUCUGCUGGGGUUUGUGGGCCUUCUCUCAGGUUUUGCACCUCUGGACAUUCAUACCUCCGCUGUGUCCAGCAGUGGGGGUCUGCUGCUGGUGAGCACAGAGGGUUCUGUGUGUAUUGUGGAGCCAGAUGGGACACAGAGGCAUAUCUUUGACCUGGAGGGUGGCCCCCUGGCCCAGGGGAGUCCUGUCCAGCUGAAGACCUUUGGCAGCAUCUUGGCCUGUGUGCUGGCUGGAGUACUGUACCUUGUUGACCAGAACAACGGAAGGCUUAUAGAAAAGGAAGUCCUGAGCAUGAAAGAGGUGCAUUUACUGGAGUCCCAGGGAGAGGAGGACAGUAUCCAGCUGCUCAGUCAGACUGGCAUCUACAGCUUUAGCCUUUCCAAACCUGAGGAUAGCAGCAGGCCUGAGCCAUGCCUGGUGGAGAUGGUGUUUGAGGAGGCCUGCAGAUAUUACCAGAGGAGGAGCCUCAGCAGCUCCAAGCUGACGGUGGAGAAGUUGAAGAAAGGUGGUACGUUCCAGGCUCCUGUGGUCCUUGCUGCCAUCUUGCAGCACAGCCUCCAUCAGAAGCAGAAGCCAGCCCGAGGCCUACAAGACACUUACGCCAAGCUGUUGAGCACAAUGAGCCUGGAGCUGCAGAGCUACAUGAGCCUGGAGCUCCUCAAGGCUUGCGUGGUGUGUGCCCCAGAGAGUGAGGUAGAAAGCUACUGCAAUGAGCUGGUGGAGCAGGAGGUCAGCCGCAUUCUGCAGUCUGACAUGGACAAGGACAACUUGGCCUAUCUGAACUCUGUCUUUGCCGCCUUCCCCAAGGCUGCCUGGAAGGCCAUAAGGAGCUGCCUGCAGCUGCAGCAGAAUGGGGAUGGCCUCUUGGUAGCCAGGGCCACCCCAGAGAUAUGGAAGAAGGUCCUGUGUCAGCCGCAGCUGGAGGAGGUGGGUCAGAACGGGAUGGCCCCUCUCUUUGAGCUCAUUUGUGCCUCCUUCCUGAGGUUCAAACCCAAGUGGUUGCCCAGCUUUGUGGAGCUGACCCAGCAGUACGUUAGCAGCUCUUGGCCGUUCAGCAGCAAGGAGGGCCCAGAGGGCGGGGUGCCACUGUACAAGAGAGCACUGGGAGUGCUGGCCCGAAAGAACAAACAUGGCGAGGCAGAUGACGAGAUGGAGCUGGAACUGCUGCUCUGCAGCAAGAGGCCUAAGGCCGUGCUGCAAGCUCUGCACCUUCUCAUCCGUCUGAAGCAGUGGCAGAGGGUGGUGGAGGUGGCAGAGAAGUUCUCCAAACUCAGCCCCUUGCUUAACAAGGAAAUUUUCAUCACACUGCUGGCUGAGUUUGCCCAGCACCGAGAGCUGGACCCUUACCUGGACAGGCUGUGGCCGCUGUGCCCUGCUGAGCUCUCCGCCUCAGACAUCCUCACCACGGUCCUGCAGCACCUCCCUCAUUCCCAGGAGGACCCAGUGCCUUUUUCCAGCGAGGGGAACCAGCUGACUGUGGGCUUGCUUAAGCCACUGCUGCAAAGGGUUCUGCAGCGUCCCAGUGUCCAGGACGAGAUGUACUCAGACGCCCUGCAGAGCACCACCUUCCCCCCUCCCACCCCGCCCCGAGAGCACAAAAUCCCCUCAAAAGCAGUGGCAGAUGAUGUUCCUCAGCCAUCCAUGGCAAGGACUUCCUCGCCCUCAGCACUGCUACAGGAUGACAGUGUGUGAAGGGGGGAAGAACAGUGUCAUCCCAAGCCCUGGGUGCACAAGGAAGGGAAAUCCUACCUGUGCUGGCAGUGUGGAAGCCUGCUCCUUUCUGAAGCAUCCCUGCAGCAGCAUCUCAAAGAGCCUGUUGGGUGGCUGGGGUUGGGGGUUCUCCUCUGAGCCAGGGCAGGCUUUCUGGUUAUUCCUAUCAAGUGCAAUUUUGUGUGUGCCAGUGGAGGAGCAAAUGCCAGGUGCAUUUGCAGAUGAAAACGCUGGCUGCACUACAGGACUACAGAACUGCUCCAUGCCCAAAGCACUUUGUUUUCGGUUUAUUUAGCUUCUUUUUAACUCCACUUCUACUUCCCUGAUCCUCUAGUACUGGUGGUGGAGUGGUAGGCAGGGAUACACAGUCUUUCCCCCCCCGUUCUCUGCUCAGUGAGUUGGGUGGUACCUCCAAUCUCUGCCUGUGAGAAAUGGGGCAUGUCUCUUGCAGCUGGGUCACUGAGUCCUGCUGCUUUGGGCUCAGUCAGAUGCUAAAUGCCAGUGUGGCCCAGCUCCGUGGCACUGGGGGUCCCAGCACACACCGGCAGUUGCAGCACUCCACGCAUUGUCUCGCCACAAUUCCUCUGGGAUCAUCCUGUAGCUGUGACUGAUUGCAGCUACUUAGCUGAAAAGAGCAGCCUAAUUCCCUUAUCUCUCUAUCCCAGACAGUACCCAAACUCUCAUUUGAUCUGAGAAGCUUGCAGCAGCCUGUGUCAGCUUGGGGCUGGCCCUGCCUUUCUUUUGUGGAAGCUUAGAUUAUGCUGCAGGACACCCGAGCCCUCUGUUCCCAUCUCCUGUACCUUUGCCCUUUGCAUACAAAGGGGCUUUGUCAGGGUUGUCUGGCUCAUAUUGUGCCUCUGUUUGCAAAAUCAAUGUAACUUGAGAGCAGUUUGUGCAGGAAGAUCCAGGUUCCAGCCUCUCUCAGGUACCUGGCCCCCUCCACCAGGAGGGAGACCCUGGCUGUGGCUUUGCCCCUGCAUUCUGUGGUGUAAAGGAGCUGUCUGUUGCUUUGUUGGGCUGCAGGAGAUUCACCUGCAUUAAUCCUCUUGAGAGUGGUCUUAAGUGUGGAAGACAGACUCCUUUUGAAAAUAAAGGUUUCUAAAGCACUGCUGAGGUGGUGGUGGUGGAUGUUACGAGGGCACACACCCUCAGGAGGAGGGCAAUCUUGGUUUGCCUCUGGUGAAAAGGGGCCAGGCUCAUCUCUCUGGUGCUGCCCAGCAUGGCUCACGACUGGUACAGCUGGGCUCAGAGAGCAUGCCCAGAUAAGCCUGGGCAUUUUCAUUCCCUCUGUGGUACUCAGCUGCUUACCACUGUGAAGCCAUGGAGGCAGGAGUCUGCACAGGCAGGCUGGAGCGUGAGUGCUACAGUGAAGGGCCUUCCAAGCCAUGCAUGGCUGUGGCUCAGCCCAACAGAGAGCUGAGGAAGGGAGGAUUUUUUUUCUCGAGAGCUUCAAAUUGUCUAUUUUUUAGGAAAAGUAGCAACAGAGAGCACCUGGCUGGCCCAGCAAAAUCCUGCUGCCAGGCACAGUGCCAGAGCUGCCGUUGGAGAGAUUAUUGUUUGGGAAACCACUGUAAAGCUGUGGCAGGAUCUCCCCCAGAGAAGGGCUUGGCUGCGGAAAGUCCCUGUGGUGGAACAAGGCCUGGCAAAGAGGAAGAGGAACCACUGCAAUGGUUCCCUAGAGACUGGCUGGUUAUUGAUGAGACCUUCCUUGGUGGGGGGCCUUGUGCUGUGGCCACGGGCACUGAGAGUUUCCCUCUCACUCUGGCAGCUGCCACGCACGUGAGCGGAGGGAGCAUGGUCUGAAAGGAGAGCCGGUGGCAUCCACCAUGGGCAUUUUGUAA
Molecule: messenger RNA, 4393 nt
Organism: Hirundo rustica (Barn swallow)
Lineage: Eukaryota; Metazoa; Chordata; Aves; Passeriformes; Hirundinidae
Gene: HPS6
Product: HPS6 biogenesis of lysosomal organelles complex 2 subunit 3
Exons: 2
Coding region: 87-2534 (815 amino acids)
Biological process (GO): lysosome localization; protein localization to membrane; organelle organization
Cellular component (GO): lysosomal membrane; BLOC-2 complex
Source: RefSeq, a predicted model, not a curated record